CCUCAGUUUACCUUCACUCCUGCCUGUGUUAGGUUCACUGCUGGCGUGUUUGUCUGUCUGUCCGGUUGUCUGUCACUGUUUCUCUAAUUCUUUUGGUUAGUUUGCGCUUCAGUCCUCGCUUCUAUUCCUUUCUCCUCCUUUGCUUUCUCUCAUCCUCUGUCUCUCACUUUUUUUUCUCUUCAACUCCUAUUGACGUAGCAAUGGGCAAGAGGUUCAAACGGCUGGUGGAGGUGGUGAACAAGCCACACCUCUUUGGCGCCUUGAGGCAACAGGAGGAGGACGAGGAGGACUGGGAGCCGUCGAAGGAGGCGGUGAAGGAGGCUCGGGGGCUGAUCUUCACAGAGGAAGACUACGCCGAGACCAGAUGUGGCUUCGGUUCCUUUUCGCCCCAGUGGCUGCAGGUGCUGGCGAGGAAGGAGGCGUACCUGGCGGUGUACUGCAUGGUGGGGCUGGUGCAGGGAAUGUUUUUCUCCUACACUGUGUCUGUCAUCUCCACGCUAGAGAAGCGAUUUAAACUGACCAGCAAGCAGACAGGCACCAUCCUCUGCGGCAAUGACAUCUCGCAGGUGAUCUUAGCAAUGGUUCUCGGCUACUACGGGAACUAUGGCCACCGUCCCCGCUGGGUAGGUGUCGGGGUCUUCUGUACCGCCAUCAGCUGCUUCCUCGCCGCGCUGCCCCACCUGCUGUACGGCCCCGGACAGGACGCCCUCGACCUGGUGGCGGCAAUGAACGCUCACAGGGAUAACACGCUGGAGAACUCCACUAUCAGGGUGAAAAAGAUGGAGGUGUGUCACAGUUACUCGGGGGAAGCCUGCGAGGAGGGGGAGGACGGCCUACUGCAGAGUGGGAGCUCAGAAUACAUAGGGCCUAUCAUCCUCUUCUUCGUGUCGCAGUUCUUCGUGGGCAUCUCCAUCAGCCUCUUCUACAGCAUCGGCCUCACCUACCUGGACGACAAUGUCAACAAGAAGACCUACCCGCUGUAUUACUCCAUGAGUCUGCUGCUGAGGAUCCUUGGCCCCGUGCUGGGUUACCUGGUAGGGGGACGCUGCCUCUCUAUGUGGAUUGACCCCACACAGAGCCCCAACCUGAACCUCCGUGACCCGCGCUGGCUGGGGGCGUGGUGGUUGGGAUUUGUGUUCCUGGGGUGCGCCUUGACAUGUGUGGGUUCCCUAUUGUUCCUGUUCCCGCGCCGCCUGCCGGGAACGCUCACGAGGGAGGCGAAGAGGGUGGCGCGCUUGGCAGAGAAGGAGAAAGCUCAGGAGGCGGCUGCUGCUGAAAGAGGCGAGGAAAGAAAAGGAGAAACAAGAGGUCUGGAGUAUUUCGCCUCACUAGCCAAAGUCAAGAAGCAGGAGGAGGAGAAACCGACUCUAAGCAACCUGCGUGUCGCCCUGGGCCGUCUCUUCAGGAACAAGCUGUGGCUGGGGAACCUCUUCAACACAGUGGUGGUGGUGUUCGCCUACUCCGGCUACUGGAAUUUCAAACCCAAGUACCUGGAAAACCAAUUCAGGAGGAGCGCAGCAGAGGCCACCUAUUACACGGGUGUGGUGAGUUUGGCCUCCGUGUUGAUGGGCACCGUGAUGGGUGGCGUCAUCAUGCGGUGGGUGCGGCCGCGUCCUCAUUUCGUAGCGGCCUACAAUGUGUUCAUCACCCUGUUCGUGAGUGCAGGAUUCCUGGGGCUCAUGUUCCUCGGCUGUCCUAAACUGGACGUUGUGGGCCCCAUGGAGGGGUCCCCGGUGCCGCCCUGCUCCCUGGACUGCGGCUGCUCCGAAAGAUUCUCCCCAAUGUGUUCUGAGGACAACGUGACGCUCUUCUACUCCGCCUGCUACGCCGCCUGCUCCUCCGUGGACACCUUCGCUAACCCCGUGGUCUUCAGUGGAUGUGGUUGCAUCGACAACUCCACCUCCACCAUCUCUACUUUGGACUCUUACGCCUCCUCCACUUGGCCCUCCUCCCACCCUGUCUCCCCCGUGCAGGGCGAAAUGUUUGCGAGGGAGGGCGGCGGUGAUGGCUUCGGGGUGAGCGGUUACUGCCCUGAGCAAUGUGAGAGGCCCUUCUAUUACUACCUUAUCACGCAGAUCAUUAUCAAGACUAUCUCUUCCACGGGCAGAGUUGGCAGCAGCGUCUUGUUGAUUCGGUCAGUAGCGGACAAAGACAAGGGCCUGGCGCUGGGCACACUCACUGUCUUUAUGAGCCUCUUCGCCUUCAUUCCCGCGCCCAUCACCAUUGGGGCCAUCAUUGACUCGUCCUGCCUGGUCUGGGACACCUCGUGCGGCAGGACGGGGAACUGUUGGCUCUACGACAGCGACAAGUUCCGAACCAUUUUACAUCUGGUGCCCGCGAUGGUGGUCCUGCUGUCAGUGCUCGGGGACCUGGUGGUGUUGUGGUACAGCCGCAAGAUGGACCUGUACGGGGAGAGGGACAACUUGGAGCUUGAAGUCACGCCGCCCACCACUCCCACCACGCCCAUCACCCCGGACACGCCCUCGGCACCCUUGCUCAACUCCCCGCCUCAGCUAACACAGCCCCUGCCUGAUAACCUCAACAACAACUCCCAUCCACACUCCCUUCCACAUUCACGCCCACACUCUCGCACACACUCACUCACACAUUCACUCACGCAAUCCCGCACGCACUCCCGCAAUCCGUCCCAGGAGUCCGUACCGCUGUGCCCUCCUCCUGAGUACGAUUACGUGGACAGUUGAUUGGUUCGUAAAUAAGCGAUUCGAUCCUGUAUAUGGGGCGGUGUGCGAUCUGAUCCUCUUGCUGUAGUGUUUUGUGCGAUUUGUUCUUCCAUCCCUUCUUUCCGUUUUUUUUUUUUUUUAUUAUUUAUUUUUUUUUUUGGUGGGGGAGACAAGAGCGGGGAUUUGCUGUAUAUUAUUGCUUCUUCUUCCUUAUCCCUUCCUAUUCUCUCUUUUUUUUUUAAAUGUUGUUGUUUUUCGUUGUUUGGGCGGUUGUUUUUUUUUUCUUUUAGAUGUUUCCACUUUUUCUUUUUCUUAUUUUUGUU
This is a messenger RNA of Portunus trituberculatus (swimming crab), 3004 nucleotides long. RefSeq names its product solute carrier organic anion transporter family member 74D-like. Gene Ontology annotation, biological process: sodium-independent organic anion transport; transmembrane transport. The record is from RefSeq and is a predicted model, not a curated record. The transcript has 15 exons. Bases 201 to 2702 code for a protein of 833 amino acids. Lineage: Eukaryota; Metazoa; Arthropoda; Malacostraca; Decapoda; Portunidae. Gene Ontology annotation, cellular component: membrane. Gene Ontology annotation, molecular function: protein binding.